AUGAAACCUCGCGGCGGUGGAGAUGAUUUCGAAGAACCAGAGCACACUAGGAAGCUUUUUAUUGGUGGCUUAGACUACAGGACAACAGAUACAUCAUUAAAGGAAUUCUAUGAACAAUGGGGUGAAAUUGUUGAUGUGGUGGUCAUGAAAGAUCCACAAACCAAGAGGUCAAGGGGAUUUGGCUUUAUAACAUAUUCACAUGCUCACAUGGUUGACGAUGCACAAAAAAAUAGACCUCAUAAGAUUGAUGGAAGGGUUGUUGAACCUAAGCGGGCAGUUCCCAGGGAGGAAAUCAAUAGACCAGAUGCCAGUGCCACAGUAAAGAAACUGUUUGUUGGUGGUCUGAAACAAGAUAUAGAGGAAGAAGAUUUAAGGGAGUAUUUCAGUUCAUAUGGCGAGAUUCAGUCGGUUGUUUUGGUCACAGAGAAAGACACUGGAAAGAAGAGGGGAUUUGGUUUUGUUGAAUUUGACGAUUAUGACCCUGUGGAUAGGAUAUGCUUACACCAGAACCACAAAAUCAAAGGCCACAGACUAGACGUAAAGAAGGCGUUAUCUAAGUCGGAAAUUGGCGGUGGUGGUGGAGGCGGCAGCGGUGGCGGUAGCGGCGGGCGUCGAGGUGGCCGCGGAGGAGGCGGUGGCGGCUGGGGAGGCCGGCAAGGAGGACAAGACUGGGGCAACUCUGGUGGUUACAACCAAGGUGGCUGGAACAACCAGAAUCCAUGGGACAACUCUGGUGGCGGAUGGAACCAGGGCUACGGCAACCAAGGCAGCAGCCCUAUGGUGGAGGUGGCUACAGCACAGGCGGCGGCGGCGAUGCUAACUUCGGUGGAUACAGCACAGGCGGGGGCGGGGGCGGCGGAGGUAACUUCGGUAACGCGCCCACUGGUAACCAGCGUCGGUUUUAAUUCGUCGACCUCUUGUACCAAGUUGCGCUUAGAUGAAACUAGGCAGGAGGUUAGAGUAGGACCGCACCUAGUGAGGGCCACAGGAACCACUACAAUUAGGUUAGGCUAUGUUAAGGUAGUAAGAAAAUAA
This is a messenger RNA of Leptosia nina, 1035 nucleotides long. The record is from the annotation of a GenBank genome assembly. Lineage: Eukaryota; Metazoa; Arthropoda; Insecta; Lepidoptera; Pieridae.